Messenger RNA from Rotaria sp. Silwood1, 1050 nucleotides. The record is from the annotation of a GenBank genome assembly. NCBI's taxonomy places the organism in Eukaryota, Metazoa, Rotifera, Eurotatoria, Philodinida, Philodinidae.
AUGUCUACGACAACUAUAACAUCCUCCAUCACUACAACUAAUCAAGCCUCAAUACAAAUUCUCACUACUGAAAUGACCUAUUAUGGACCAAUUAUUCUUUUAGUGUUUGGUAUAACUGGUUGUCUAUGCAAUUUUAUCACAUUUACAGCACCACAAUUACGUAAAAAUUCAUGUGCUUUUUAUUUUCUUAUGUCAGCUGUAUUUGAAUUAUUAUCCAUUACUUUUGGUCUUAUUUCUCGACUUGCUGCUGAUCAUCUUGGUAGCCCAUUAAUCAAUACAAAUCGAGUCUAUUGUAAAUCUCGUGCUUAUUUAAUUUCAGCACUUCCAUUAACAGCUACUUAUUUGGUCUUACUAUCAUCAAUUGAUCGAUUUUUGUCAUCAUCAGUUAGUGUUCGUCUUCGUUCAUUUAGUCAAAUGAAAAUAGCUUAUCGUGCAACUAUAGUAGCUAUUGCAAUAGGUUUUCUAUCAUGUAUUCAUAUUCUAGUUGCAUAUGAUCUUCGACCACGAUGCGGUGUCGUUGCUGGUCCUGUUUCGAAGUUUGAUGGUAUGUUUGCAGUGUUUUGGCUUGGUGUUAUUCCUCAUAUAUUGAUGUUAAUCUUUGGUUUUCUUACUGUUAUGAAUAUUCGACGAGAAAAAAAACGAGUGGCAGUUAAAUUGCAUGAAAAUGCAAUUGCUUCAACUCAAGAAUAUCAUUAUCCUCAACAAAAAACUGAUUCACAUUUAAUUAUGAUGAUGCUUUUUCAAGUUGGAUUUAGUGAAUUAUUGAUUUUAACACGUAUGAUUUAUUAUGCAUACUAUGUUCUAGCACCACCAUUAACUGGUUAUAAUAAAAUGAUCGGUUCAUUCUUAAUGUCAUUCACUACAUUAGUUUACUAUGCUAAUUAUGCUAAAUCCUUUUAUAUAUAUACAUUAUCAAGUCAAUUGUUUCGUUUAGUAUUCAUGAACAGAAUAAAAUCAUGUAUACGAAAAAUUGUUGGUCGAUAUAUACGAGUGAUACAUUUAGAUGAAGGCAUUACAAAUAAUUUAGUAACUUUGAAAAUUCACCAUUGA